AACAGAGACGUCGACAGAGAGAUGAUGAUCAAGAGAUUUGUUUAAAAAUGGGUCGUGUGAAACUCCUAAUUAAGAGAAUAGAAAACAAUACGAAUCGACAAGUCACCUUCUCCAAACGUAGAAAUGGACUCGUUAAAAAGGCUUACGAGCUUUCCAUUCUUUGUGACAUUGAUAUUGCUCUCAUUAUGUUCUCCCCCUCUGGCCGUCUCACUCACUUCUCUGGCAAGAGAAGAAUCGAGGAUGUGCUUACACGUUACAUAAAUAUGCCCGAUCAUGAUAGAGGAGGAGUUGUUCAGAACAGAGAGUUUUUACUCGGAACCCUAAAGAAACUCAAGACCGAAAAUGGCAUAGCCCUUCAACUUGCCAAUCCUGCGGAAAAUGAUUCUAAUCAUGUUGAGGAACUCCGAAAAGAAAUUAGCAAUUUGCAACAUCAGCUUCACACGGCCGAGCAACAGUUAAGGAUUUUUGAGCCGGACCUUAUGUUGCCGAAAUCGAUGGAGGAACUCGAGUCGUGUGAGAAUAACCUUUUGGAGGCCUUGAGGCGUGUCAAGCAAAGAAAGGAAGAUCUUAUAAUUAGUAACCAUUUAUCUACGUAUCAAUACCCAUCCAGUGUGCAGCAGAUGUACUUGGACACGAAAGAUGGGGUACUACCGACGUCUUUUGAAAAUGAGGCUGUAAACUGGUUGCCAGAGAAUAAUGGACACAACCCGACCCAAAUUUGCUUAGGAUCUGAAUCAUCUUGUAUCCCUCUCCGGAACCAAUCCUCGACGGAGAUUUAUAAUCAGGUCGACGUGUGUAAUUCCACAAAUAUAAAGAUGGAGGCAUGCAAUUACGUGCAGGGAGCAGCUGGGUGCCACAUCGGCAAUAUCAAUCCAGGUAGUGAUCAUGAUCAUGAUGAUCAUGUUGAUGGCUUACCGUCUUGGCAUCAUUCCUUCACUGCAAGCGAGCUCCUCUCUGCCUUGAUGCCCCAAACAUCCUUCCAGCUUCCUCCCAUGAUGAAGGAAAUAGCAGGAACAAGCCUUUCAUCAAUGAUGUCGCAGCAACAGGCCGUAGAGAUUGCAUCAAACUGCCCACCGAUAUUGCAAUCCAGCGAUGAAGAUAAUGCAAACUAUGACAUGAACACGCUGCAUGCCUUGGAUUAAUUAUCAUGUAGAUCGAUCGGUGACAACAAUGAAUUAAUAUUCUUGAGUAGUACUAAUACUACUAUUUAUAUAUAGUACUGUUGUUAUUAGUUGUG
Messenger RNA from Juglans microcarpa x Juglans regia, 1237 nucleotides. RefSeq names its product agamous-like MADS-box protein AGL104. NCBI's taxonomy places the organism in Eukaryota, Viridiplantae, Streptophyta, Magnoliopsida, Fagales, Juglandaceae. The record is from RefSeq and is a predicted model, not a curated record. Gene Ontology annotation, biological process: positive regulation of transcription by RNA polymerase II. The transcript has 11 exons. Gene Ontology annotation, molecular function: protein dimerization activity; DNA-binding transcription factor activity, RNA polymerase II-specific; RNA polymerase II cis-regulatory region sequence-specific DNA binding. Bases 48 to 1142 code for a protein of 364 amino acids.